Molecule: messenger RNA, 2148 nt
Organism: Vollenhovia emeryi
Lineage: Eukaryota; Metazoa; Arthropoda; Insecta; Hymenoptera; Formicidae
Gene: RanGAP
Product: ran GTPase-activating protein 1
Exons: 5
Coding region: 157-1920 (587 amino acids)
Biological process (GO): nucleocytoplasmic transport; activation of GTPase activity; signal transduction
Cellular component (GO): perinuclear region of cytoplasm; nucleus; cytosol
Molecular function (GO): GTPase activator activity; small GTPase binding
Source: RefSeq, a predicted model, not a curated record
UUUCGACGCAUUUAUUACCACUUGGCGGAGCGCGCACUGUGGGAAAGAUAUCAACAAAGAGACAAGUCCGUUGUCGUUUGUCGCGGUUUGAUAAGCUCGUGUCGAGGGACUGUCAGUCAAGAUCGCAACACAAAAUCUCUGUGACAAACGUGCAACAUGUUCAGUCUGGGCGAGAUCAGCGAGCAGCUGAGAGACGUGAGCCGAAGGUCGGUCGGAGUCUCGUUCGCCGGUCAGUCGCUCGUACUGGACACCGCGAAUGACGCUCUGCGAGUGGUGGAAGCGAUUAAAACAUGCCCGUGCCUGGAGUACUUGGACCUGGAAGGAAACACGCUGGGCACGCCGGCCGCGGAGGUAAUAGCGGAGGCGCUGAAGGAGAAGGGGAGCCCGUUGAAGAGAGCUCUGUGGAAGGACAUGUUCACCGGUCGUCUGAAAACAGAAAUCCCAAAAGCGUUGGAGUACCUGGGGACGGCGUUGUGCACCGCCGGCAGUCAACUCACCGAGCUUGACCUGAGCGACAAUGCCUUCGGCCCGAUCGGUAUUCAGGGAUUGGCGAAUCUGUUGGCGUCGAGCCCGUGCUACACCCUUCAGCAGUUGAAGCUCAACAACAACGGUCUCGGCAUAUCGGGUGGAAAAGUGUUGGCUAAGGCAUUGGAGAAGUGCCAUGAGAAUAGUUCUAAGGAGGGUACGCCGCUUGCGCUGAAAGUUUUCAUCGUCGGCAGAAAUCGGCUGGAGAACGAGGGCGCGCAAGCGUUGGCGACCGUGUUUGAAAAGUUAAAAACAUUAGAGGAAGUUGUGAUGCAGCAGAACGGCAUAUAUCACGUAGGCAUCGCAGCGAUCGCGCAGGGUUUAUCGGCCAAUCCUAACUUGCGGGUGUUAAACUUGAACGAUAACACGAUCGGGCUGAAGGGCGCAAGAGCACUCGCGAAAGCUUUACCGACUUUCCGGGGUCUGGAGGAGUUAAACCUUGGAGAUUGUUUAUUAAAGACGAAAGGUGCUUUAGUCUUGGCAGAGGCGUUGGAGAUUCACGGCAAUCACACGUCCCUUAGAUGUCUGGACUUGAGCAAUAACGAGCUUCGCGUGGAUGCCGGAAAUGCUAUCGCCAAAGCCAUGCAUGAUAAAACACUUCUGGCAAAUCUACAGCUGGACGGUAAUUGCUUUGGCACGGAAGGACGCGAGAACCUCCGACAAAUCCUUACGAAGUUGGGAAGAAUUGAUGCGCUUAGUACUUUGGACGAGGAUUAUACAGAGGAUGAGGAGGAGGAAGAUAAUGAUGACAACACUGAGGAUGGACAGAGCGAAGAGGACGAAAGUGAUAACAAUGAAGCUGAAUCAAGUGACAAAGACAACAAGGAACAGGGUAAUGUUGCGCAAAGCGCAGUGGUAACAGUAGCGGAAUUUAUUAAGUCACCAAUAGGUGAGAAACUGAUUCUGCUGCAGGAUGAUGUGCAAGCUUUCAUUGACUACGCAACGAAUUUAGCCAAUCAAAGUAACGCAACUACGGAGCAGAAGUAUAUGGAGGAGCUUUUACGGAUAACUAUGAAAGUGUCGGCAUUGUGUGGCAGUGGUUACAUAAAUGUGAGAAUAAAAGCGGAAUUCUUGUCAGACGCUUUAUACGCAAAGCUGUUUUCUUAUGCGGUAGAGAACAAUAUAAUCUCCAAUUUGAAUAAUGCAUUAUUAGUGAAUCUUGGUUUGCUAAAGAGCGAGGACAAAACCAGUGGAAAAAUUGAUUGGAAUUUAGAAGGAUGUUUUAAGGCCCUGGAAAAAGUUACUCAGAGAGAUUAUUUCUCAGCGCAAACGAGGAGUAUGUUAAAAGUAUUUCUAGAGAAACCAAUGAAAACUAGUCGCGCGAACGUAGUAGAUCCAUUCCAAGAUUCUAAAGCUGCUCUUAAAACUGUUCUAGACAAUAUUCAAGUUACGUAAAAUUACCGGAAAUUAUCAUAACAUAUAGUUAUUUAUUUUUAUACAUUAUAUGAAAAAUAGAAAUUUCAUGUAAAGCUGAAAUUAAGAUACCAUCGUUAUACAUGAAUUUUGCAAAAUAUACAUAAAUAAUGAUCUUAAUCAAAUAAUCUUGAAGAUAAAUCUUCAUAUUUUAAUUCAAAUUUUGUACUUUUAAUAUUAAUAUUUUUCAAUAUAAACUUUUUGCAAAUG